Gekko japonicus is the source of this 3683-nucleotide messenger RNA. RefSeq names its product DEAH-box helicase 34 (gene DHX34). Gene Ontology annotation, biological process: nuclear-transcribed mRNA catabolic process, nonsense-mediated decay. Gene Ontology annotation, molecular function: RNA binding. Bases 148 to 3492 code for a protein of 1114 amino acids. NCBI's taxonomy places the organism in Eukaryota, Metazoa, Chordata, Lepidosauria, Squamata, Gekkonidae. The transcript is spliced from 17 exons. Gene Ontology annotation, cellular component: intracellular anatomical structure. The record is from RefSeq and is a predicted model, not a curated record.
CCCCCGCGCACAAGGAGGACAGCCACCCUGCAAGGUCCAGGGGGAGCCCCCCCCGCCAGGCCCUGCCGCCGUCCUUCUCCAGCACACCCACCCCCAGAAGGGGGGUCCGGCCCCCUGCCCAGGAAGAGGGGGCUGAGGGCGCUGGAGAUGGAGUGCCCGGAGGAGGAGGAGGAGGAGGACACCGCAGCAGCGGCCUGGGAUUGGGGCCACGCGGCCACCCGGUCCCGCCUGGAGGAGGCCCACUUCCCCGCGAAGGCGGAGGCGGCAGAGCGGAGUGAGUUCUGGGCCUUCUGGGAGCGGCUGCGGCGCUUCCGUGGCCGGCCGGCGGGUGAGAAGGGCCCUGGAGGCGCUGGCCCGCCCGCCCGGCGGCAGGGGUACGAUGCCCGCUGGCGCAUCAACCUGCGGCUGCCGAGGGGGCGGGAAGUGGCGGGCGUGCCGGAGGCCCGGGUGCAGGAGUUCCGCCGAGCCCUGCUGCACUUCCUGGACUUCCAGCAGAAGCGCAGUUUCGCCCGCCUGGCCCAGCUGCAGCGAGACCGGGCCGCCUUGCCCAUCGCGCGCUUCCGGGAAGCGCUGCUGACCGCAGUGGCCCGGAGCCCGGUGGUGGUCGUGGCCGGGGACACGGGCUGCGGCAAGUCCACGCAGGUGCCGCAGUUCCUCCUGGACGCCGGCUACACCCACGUGGCCUGCACCCAGCCCCGGCGCAUCGCUUGCAUCGCCCUGGCCCAGCGGGUGGCCUACGAGAGCCUGCAGCGCUACGGCAACCAGGUCGGCUACCAGAUCCGCUUCGAGAGCUCCUGCUCCUCCGCCACGCGGAUCGUCUUCCUGACGGAAGGGCUGCUCCUGCGCCAGGCCCAGCGGGACCCCACCCUGCCCGGCUACCACGUCCUGCUCGUGGACGAGGCCCACGAACGGCGCCUGCACGGGGACUUCCUCCUGGGACUGCUGCGCCGGCUCCUGCCGGCCCGGCCCGACCUCAAGCUGGUGCUCAUGUCCGCCACCAUCAACAUCCGGCUCUUCGCCGACUACUUCGGGGGGGCCCCCGUCGUUCAAGUCCCCGGCCGGCUCUUCCCCAUCACGGUCCUGUACGAGCCCAUCCCCCCGGAGGAGGGUGGGGCCGGCGGGCGUAAGGAGCGGCUGGACCCCCGGCCCUACCUGCGUGUCCUCCAGGCCAUCGACCACAAGUACCCUCCGGAGGAGAGGGGGGACCUCCUCGUCUUCCUCAGCGGCGUGGCUGAGAUCGGGGCCGUGGUGGAGGCGGCCCAGGCCUACGCCACUCACACCCAGCGCUGGGUGGUCCUCCCUCUGCACAGCACCCUCUCCGUGGCCGAGCAGGACAAGGUAUUCGACAUGCCCCCCCCGGGAGUCCGGAAGUGCAUCGUCUCCACCAACAUCGCAGAGACAUCGGUUACCAUUGACGGUGUCCGAUUUGUGGUGGAUUCAGGGAAAGUGAAGGAGGUCAGCUACGACCCGAAGGCCAAGAUGCAGCGGCUGCAGGAGUUCUGGAUCAGCCGAGCCAGCGCCGAGCAGCGCAAGGGGCGUGCCGGUCGGACGGGGCCCGGGGUAUGCUACCGGCUCUAUGCCGAGUCGGACUACGAUGGCUUUGCGGCCUACUCGGUGCCGGAGAUCCAGCGUGUGGCUCUCGACGCCCUGGUGCUGCAGAUGAAGAGCAUGGGUCUGGGGGACCCCCGAGCCUUCCCUUUCCUGGAGCCCCCCCCUGCGGCCAGCCUGGAGACAGCGGUGGGGUACCUAAAGCACCAGGGAGCCCUGGACCCGGAGGAGGAGCUCACGCCCAUCGGGAGCCUGCUGGCCGAGCUGCCCGUGGAGGUGGUGGUCGGAAAGAUGCUGGUGCUGGGGACCCUCUUUGGCCUGGCUGCCCCCACCCUGACCACGGCGGCCGUCCUGAGCGUGCCCUCCCCGUUCCUGCGUAGCGGCAGCGGGCGCUGCGACCCCGACUGUGCCACCUCCAGGUGGCCCCUGGAGAGCCCCCUGGGGGACCCCCUCACCUUGCUGAACCUCUUUGACGCCUGGGUGCAGGUGAAGUCCGAGGGGCGUGGCGGAUCCCGGCGUUGGUGCCGCCGUCGGGGCCUGGAGGAGCACCGGCUGUAUGAGGCCACCAACCUGCGGCGUCAGUUCCAGGAGCUGCUCCGGGACCACCGGCUGCUAGAACCCGCCGCCCGGCCCAGCGACUCCUACACCCGGCAGCGCCACCACCGGCAGCGCCGGGAGCUGCAGCGACUCAAGCGGGAGCACGAGCAAGGAGAGGGCCGCCGGCGCAAGGUGCUCCGCCUGCAGGACGAGCGGGCUGGCUCUUCCUCGGGAGAAGAAGGGGAGGCGGAGCGUGGCCCGGACAUCCAGGACGUGAAGUUCCAGCUGCGCCACAACGUGUCCGAGUUGCAGGCGGCGGCCUCUGCGGCUCAGGGCCUCUCGCGGCCCCAGCUCGCCCUCCUGCAGCUGGUGCUGGGGAGGGGCCUGUACCCCCAGCUGGCGGUCCCGGACCCCUUCAACGGCACCCGCAAGGACUCGGACCAGAUCUUCCACACCAAGGAGAAGGCCGGCAUCCUCCUGCACCCCACCAGCGUCUUUGCCAACUCGCCGGAGCUGCUGACGCCAGACCAGGGGGCUGAGCGCCGCAGAGGCUCAAAGGACGGCCUGAGCAGCCGCCACCAGGUCCUGGCCUUCGUCUCACUGCUGGAGACCAACAAGCCCUACCUGGUCAACUGCCUGCGCUUGCCCGCCUUGCAGGCCCUCUUGCUCUUGGCCCGGUCCCUGGACACCAACGCAGACUGCACGCGCAUCGUGGCCGACUCGUGGCUGGAGCUGCAAGUCCCCGCAGCCGCCCUGCAGCUGCUCUCCACCGCCCUGCGCCUGCGCGCCUCCUGGGAGGAGGUCCUGGGGCAGCAGCUGGCCUGCCGGAGGAGGGGCCUCGGGAGCCAGGCAGAGGGAGCCGCUGAGCGCGGGCCCAGCUCCCGCCAGGUGGGCCAGCUCACCCGGGAGCUGCUGACCUUCCUGCAGACAGAGGUGCAGUACGGCCUGCGUCGGCUGACCCCGCUGGAGCAGCAGCACCUGUACGUGGGGCCCACGGUGGCGACUGCGGUGGGCCCCCCUAGCCUGUUCCAGGGGAUGGAGAUGGUGCCUGACGAGGUGAAGGGGGGCUACAAGGUCGGCGGCUUCCUGACGUUCCAUUGCCUGGCCGGCGAGGGGGACCUCUACGCGGAGUGCCUGCGCAGCUUCUGGACGUGCCCCCGGUGUGGCCUCUACAUGCCCUUCACCCCGCUGGAGCGCGUGGCCCACGAAGACGCCUGCCGGCCCCCGGGUCCAGAGGGGGAGGAGCCCAGCCCGGCUGGUCUUUCGGAAGACGUGGUCCAGGGCCCUUCCGGGGCCUCCGCUCUGCAGCGGCCUUACGAUUGCCCCACCUGCCGGCAGCAGCUGCUCCUGACUCCCACGGAAAUCCUGCGCCACCGGAAGCAGCAUCAGGCGCCACCGGAAGGGUGACGAGUCCUGGGUGGGCCACAGCCCUGGCCUCCCCUCCCCUGUGCAGGACGUGGCAGAGUCUGGCACCGAAGGACGCGUGGUGGGGGAUCCUGCACUGUCGGAAGAGAGGGUGCCUCCCCCCUGCUCCCCCCACUCCCAGGACUCCCCUUGUGGGGACAGCCGAAGGUCUCCCCCCCGCCCCCCCCACCCUC